AGUGGGAAUUGGGGCGCGGCGGCUGCGCUAAUGCUGCGCGGCGGCACUGUUGCGCUAAUUAUGGCGCGGCGGUGUCGAACGGGUGCGGAUUUUGACCCGCGUCAGGACGCGCUGGUGUAAUCGUUGUGUUGCGCGACCGAGGAGCUUCUGCCGGGCGCGUAGGCUGCUGUGCGCGACAAAACCCCUUUCUUGCUAGUGUGUCUUACGACCGCUAGCUAACUUUUGCUCUCCGGCAGAAGAGGUGUCUGUGCUCCUUGUCUACGCAUCUUCACGAGCCUAGACACUGCGGACACGCCCCUCGCAAUCACGCGCAGCGACUGUGCGAUUUUUGCAUCCAGCGGCGAGAUUUCUGCAAAGAUCCACAAGGCCACCCCCUGAGAAAUGACGGCGACCGACGACGAGGAGCCCGCUCCGACGAGCGGCGAGGACGCCAUGUUCAGGGCCAUGUUCGGCGACCUCAUGGCCGAGGCGCGCGCGGGCCGACUCACGCAGCGGGAGUUCCAGGCGGCGUGCAUGGCGCGCAUGAACGCGAUGCCGUGCAAUGCCAAUGACCCGCGCAACCCGGGGGGCGUGGACAACUCCGCCGCCGCCCGGGACGCGAUGCGCGUCGAGACGGACGAGGUCGUGGCCGUGCUCCACAAGUCGCGCCCCGACGCGCCGAUCCCGGAGAUUUCUGAAGAGUCGUUCGCGGCGCUCAACGCGAUCAUCUCGCUGCCCCCGUCGAACGCGCCGCAGCGCGCGCGAUGGCCGCGGGGCAUCGUCCUCGAUUCCGAUCCCGUCGCGACGUGCAAAAUUAUUAGAGACGCCGAGGGCACGCCGGCCGUGUGCCUGGCGUUCGACAGCGAGGACUGCGCGCGCGUCUGGUGCUGGAAGCUCAACUACGACGUCUUCUACGGCGAGGGCGCGGGCAUGCCGCACAUCCAGAACAUGGUGUCGACCAGUGCAAUUGCCACACCUUUCACGCGUCGAUGGCGUGGGGCUGACGCGAUCGAUCGUUCACGCACAGGACUACCAGGGUUUCCGCCUCACGGAGAACAUGAACCACUUCAUGAACUACUUCAUGCAGGGCUACCUCGUCGCCGACCCGGAGACGGGCAAGCUCAAGCUCCGCGACGGCGCCGACCGCGAGGGCCACUUCGAGGACAACCAGGGCGCGGGCCCGCGCCUGCGCGAGAUGCUGAGCGAGUGGAUUAAUCGCACGAUCCGCCGCCUCACGGGCGAGGUCGUCUACCAGACGAACCCGGAGACGGGCCCGCCCGGAACGCACGGCCCGGCGUGCGGCUGCCCCGCGUGCCUCGAGGCGAUCGCCGCGGCCAAAGGGAUCGCGUGGAGCGCCGCGGAGUAG
Messenger RNA from Pelagomonas calceolata, 1345 nucleotides. Lineage: Eukaryota; Pelagophyceae; Pelagomonadales; Pelagomonadaceae. The record is from the annotation of a GenBank genome assembly.